UGGCAGCACUGCUACUUGGUUAAUGGCCAACUGUCACUUUUACGUUUUCCGCGCAACCGUUAUAAAGUGAAAAUAAUUUAUUCAAAAAUUUUUCUCGUGAAUUUCAAAAAUAAAGAAAGAAAUGGCCGGUGUGGUGCACAAAAAAAUCGCGGAACUCAAUGCAGAGCUCCAGAACGCUUUAAUCACCGCCAUUAUACUAACAAAAACAACACCAAACACAUUUCUUGCACGCGAUUCGAGUGAAUUUCGUGGCGUUAUCAGCUUUACGCUGCGCGACAGCAAACGGCACAUCAUCAAUUGCAAAGUUUGGGGCACCAAAGAGCUCGUCGCUGAAUAUAACCGUAAAUUCAAGAUUUAUGACGUCAUCGAUGUCAUCACACCAAGCGUUGUGCCCACGCUGGUGCAUGAUAAAUCCACUUUAGCGGAACAAGUGCGCUUUCAACCGUUGCCCACGGUGCCCUUCUCGCUGGUGUUAAAUGAAGGUCAAGGGCGGCUGGACAACAGCAACAACUACCGCGAUGUGUGCGCAUUUCGUGAGCUACACAAUUUGCGACGCGUGCCACACAAGCCGCUCUGCAGCGCGUUGAAACUGCAGGAUGUGCGUUGUGGCAUCAAGGAGUGUAGCGCUAAGGAGCAAUUUGUCGAUCUGUUAGUUUUGGUGGCUGCGCUACGUCCGGUUAAAGAGGUGCGCAGCAAACGCAGUGGUGAAGUGCUAAACUGUUUGGAAUUAGUUGUGAUAGAUGGCAGCUACAGUGAUGGUGUUAUACUGAGUAUUUGGCAGUCGGAUUGGAUACAACGCGCGCAACAGUAUUGGGAGGCAAUGCGCACAGUGUUGCAUUUGAUAGAAGUGAAGCUUAAUUACUCGGAAUUUUAUAAAAGCACUACAUUAGCAUUCACGGGACGCACUCUAGCUUAUGAGAAUCCAAUUGGCGCCGAAGUGGAUGCAUUAAUGCAGUUUGCAGCUACUCUAGCGACUAAGCCGUGGGAUACGUUGGCCUACACAAUGAACAAUCAAGUGGAUGCCGCUGAAAUAAAGACACAGAUGACCGUUAAGCAGCUCUACGCGCGCGCUGAGGGUCAACUCAAAGCUGACACUGAGCAAUUUACCGCUGUGCUCUAUGCCAUGUUGACACAUUUCGAUUUCGAUGGCAUUGGUCAGGUCAUCAGUCGCAGGUGCAAAUCUUGCCACGCCUUGUUGUCGCGUAAUCAGUCCAUAUGCGAUGCGCCUAAAUGCCAGCUAGAGUUUUCGCUGCAGCACGACGGCGUGCAGUACGAGUGUUUUUUCAACAUCAAUGUGCAGUUUAGCGAUCACACUGGCACCUUGUUGGAGACGCGGCUCUUGGGCGCUGUCGCCGAGCGCGUGCUGGCGCUGACGCCGCAAGCAUAUGAAGCGUUAAGUGAGCAGCAGAAAGCGGCGUGCAAAUGGAAAUUUUUAAUGGAUUACUUCGAGGUGAAGCUGCUGGUGCGCAAAGCGAGCGCUGUGCGUCGACAAAUGAGCGUUAUUGUGGUGGAUAUGCGCGCUGUGAACAUAGCAGAGUUGGCGGAGAAAAUAUGCGUUUUUUAAUAUCUAAAUAUUAGUUUUUUUCUACAUAAAUGCCGUUAUAAUAAAGUUUUCUCAUAAAAAAUA
Messenger RNA from Zeugodacus cucurbitae (melon fly), 1627 nucleotides. RefSeq names its product protein hold'em (gene hdm). The record is from RefSeq and is a predicted model, not a curated record. Gene Ontology annotation, biological process: resolution of meiotic recombination intermediates. The transcript has 3 exons. Gene Ontology annotation, molecular function: single-stranded DNA binding; single-stranded DNA 3'-5' DNA exonuclease activity. Lineage: Eukaryota; Metazoa; Arthropoda; Insecta; Diptera; Tephritidae. The coding region runs from base 122 to 1564 and encodes 480 amino acids.